Messenger RNA from Biomphalaria glabrata, 869 nucleotides. RefSeq lists its product as uncharacterized. The transcript is spliced from 4 exons. Gene Ontology annotation, molecular function: zinc ion binding. Bases 471 to 869 code for a protein of 132 amino acids. The record is from RefSeq and is a predicted model, not a curated record. Lineage: Eukaryota; Metazoa; Mollusca; Gastropoda; Planorbidae.
CAGACCUUACAAUCUAUGGGGCUGAGGAUGUAAAGGUCAUCUGUUUCUGUGGCCCAUGGUUAAUGAGGUUGUCAGCACAACAACCACCUGCCUUUACCUUCCCCAUCACAUCAGGUACCUUUAGCUUGGUAGACAUAGUCAUGUGAUCAUGGCACAGCACACAUAUUGUUGGUAAAAAUCUGGUUUCUAUGCACAGUCAACACACGCUUUUAGGCACUUACCAUGGAUAAGUCGAGCAAAGAAAGAUAUAGUCAGGAAAUUACAGAAAUAAAUAAUAUUGAUCCUUACACUUUGAAAGCAAGCCAUCAUAAUAAAGAAAAUGAUUUGCUGCCCUCCUUGUGUUAUCCAGAUCUCUUCACUUAUAAUCUUGUUCUACUGAAAGUGCCUACACAAUCACAAAGGAUGAAUUCAAGGCUUACAAGAGUUUAGCAGCUUACAACCAGUUCCUAGAUGGUUGGGUUCAAGAUAUUAUGGCUUUUAAACCACUAGCAAAGGUUCUUCACUCUCAGUGGUUAGCAGAAAAGGUACUGCAGCCCUGGAUAAGUCGAGAUGGUAUUAUUCUAUCAGCCCACUGUUCUUGUACAGUUGGACUUGGAGAGUCCUGCACUCAUGUGGCAGCCACUUUAUUUAUGCUGGAAGCCAACACCAGACUAAAAGAGAUUAUGCUUCAAUAUGAGGCGAGUGAAGUCACUGGAGAUCAAAUGCCUGACCAGGUCAAUGUAACUUUUAGCACAGAAACAAAAUCUCUAACCAAACUUAAUCUCAGACGCUCGCGGCAUUUUAACCUCGAUAUUCCUUUGUAUAGUUUGGACACCGACCAGGAAGGAAUUUUCCAUAGAAAUAAAGUGAAAACCAGACCCAAAAGGUAA